GCCGAGAUAGGAGGAGGAGAUUGUGUGAGGCGCAUAUUGUGCUCUGGAGAAUGGUUUUUUAAAAAAAAAUCUUUUUGUCUUCCCGUUAGGUAGCCUUAAAAAAUUUUUUUGGAGUAACUUGGGAGAAAAAGAAACCAAGGUCUAAAGGCAAUCCUCCACCCGCGGAAAGCUUUGGAAUAGUCCAAAUUUUCCGGAAGAGGAGAACUGUUCUUCACUAGGGGUACUUCCGCUUCCGUUCCCGGGACCCAGACCCGUUCUGCUGCCGCCUCCGCCCUUGCUGCCAUGACUGCCACCCUCCGCCCCUAUCUCAAUGCAGUGCGAGCAACUCUACAGGCUGCUCUGUGCCUGGAGAACUUCUCGUCCCAAGUGGUGGAGCGGCACAACAAGCCUGAGGUGGAAGUCAGAAGCAGCAAGGAACUGUUGUUGCAGCCAGUGAUCAUCAGCAGAAAUGAGAAAGAGAAAGUCCUCAUUGAAGGGUCCAUCAACUCUGUACGUGUCAGCAUUGCUGUGAAGCAGGCUGAUGAGAUUGAGAAAAUCCUGUGUCACAAGUUCAUGCGCUUCAUGAUGAUGAGAGCAGAGAACUUCUUCAUUUUACGCCGGAAACCUGUUGAGGGCUAUGACAUCAGCUUCCUGAUCACAAACUUCCAUACAGAGCAGAUGUACAAACACAAACUGGUGGACUUUGUCAUUCAUUUCAUGGAGGAAAUCGACAAAGAAAUCAGUGAGAUGAAGCUGUCAGUCAAUGCCAGAGCUCGCAUUGUGGCCGAGGAGUUCCUCAAGAAUUUCUAGACCGAGGGCUGGAGUCCACAGCUUUGCUUUCUCAUUCUCUCUGCACAGCCACUUUGCUGGGGCUACAGAGAGGGCCACAGCUCAGGAGUGAGAUGAGAAGCAGCCAGACCUGCGGGGGCUGUCCCAGCUAAAUGUACACCAUGCUCGCCAGUGUGCCCAGGGGAGGGGAGGGUGCUUUUUAAUAUUUUUGGAACAAAACUGUGCUUGUUUAAGACUGUGUCGACUUGAUAUCUUCUCUCUCCUUUUUUUUUUAAAUGAUUGAUCACUUGCUAUAAUUUAUCUACUUGAGUCUCCUUGUGGCCAUGUCCUUGUUGGGAAAGGGGGUAGGGAUUGGUUGCGCUAGCUAGCAACCCUUGGCAAGAGUUGCUGCAGGAGUUACAGCUCAAUUCUGCUCAUGUAAAAAUCACCUCUAAUAGCUGACAAAAAGCUGCCUUUAUCUCUUCAUAUGGGGACCAGUAAAAGAGGACUGAAACAUUUCUGUCUGAAAUGGCAGCCAGUCUUGGCGCAGCCAACACUGGGGUGACUACAGCGUGACUACCCUGACUCACUUCCCAGGUUAUGCAUAGGAGUCAUGAUUUGUCUAGCAGACUGCACUCUCUGCCCCCCUCCCACCCCCCCGUGCCAAGUCACUCCAGUCUCUGGAGGGAACUCCCUCUCCCCCAUUCCACAUCCCCCUGCCCCACUCCCACAGGGAUCAGAGCAUUCUGAGCACAGCACUGCCUCCUGUUCUACCCUUUCUGUUCCCUUCCACACCUGUGCCAGAGGGAGCUAUGAUGGGAGGGGUCAGGCCAUGCAUCAGCAGAACGGGACGGAGCUGGAAUCUGUAACUCUUGGUUCUUUUUGCUAUGGCACUUGCUGUAACUUUCUUAUUCUGGGACCUUCCCUAUUAAAGCCUUUUUUCUUGCCUCCUGAAAUAA
Hemicordylus capensis (graceful crag lizard) is the source of this 1706-nucleotide messenger RNA. RefSeq names its product actin related protein 2/3 complex subunit 4 (gene ARPC4). The transcript is spliced from 6 exons. Gene Ontology annotation, biological process: Arp2/3 complex-mediated actin nucleation; actin filament polymerization. Gene Ontology annotation, cellular component: actin cytoskeleton; Arp2/3 protein complex. The record is from RefSeq and is a predicted model, not a curated record. Lineage: Eukaryota; Metazoa; Chordata; Lepidosauria; Squamata; Cordylidae. Gene Ontology annotation, molecular function: actin filament binding. The coding region runs from base 283 to 789 and encodes 168 amino acids.